AUGCUUUUCCUCGAAAGGAUAAAAACUAACAAUCCUGAUGAGGGUAGAGAAAGAAUGAUCAGAAGGAUGACAGAAUGUUGGAUGGAUGGAUAGAUAGAAGAAAUACCAGCCAAGAGAAUACCGAGAAGAACUGAUGAAAUAAUACAACAUCAAUCAGGAAGAAGACAUGAGAUGGGUCAAAUACAAGAUUUUAGGUGCUCCCCUAAUUAUUGACCACAAAGUAGAUGUGACCAGAAAAGAAAAAUGGAUCAAUUUUUUUAAUCUUUUUGAUAAAAAAGAUUUUUAGAAAAUCAGAAACUAUCAGAAUGCGCAGUCAAAUUCAAUCAGAAUAUGAACACACAACAACUAACCUAAAAAAUAUUAAAAACCUUUAGAUGCCGCCUUUUUAUAUACAAGGCCACUUUCUUCCCCAAUAGGAACCCUUUGAUCAUCAACUAAAAUACAGAUGACCUUAAUUUAACUUACCACAUAAUAAGAGAUGAAGAAGGUGACCUACACUAUGUAUGGCUUAACAAAACAAAACUACUCCUAUUAGAUAAAUUAUUCCUGGUUAAUAAUCACAAAGCAAGUCUGAUAACUUCCAAUUGGAAUGAUUACAUAAUCAAUGUUAAAGGUGGAAAAGUAUAAGUAGAUGAAUAAUUUAACAGUGAGGAUAUAAAUGUCAAGAAAAUAGACUAACAAAUCCCCCACCUACCCUUACAUCAACAGAAGAUCAUAAACGACCCUAUUAUCAUAGAAGAUGACACCCCACAAUAGAGACCAAUGAAAAAGACCAAACGGGAUCCUGUGACUUAGACCUAAAAUGAUGAUGAGGCAGAACUUCUCCGUGCAAUUCAUGAAUAGGAUUUAUCAAAAGGUUUUACUCUUGACGAGUGGGUUCUUGAAGCCAAAACUCAAAAACUUAGUAGAAUAGAGGAUUUCAUCAGAGUCUAGAAGAGCUGUAGCAAUUCCCUCAACUUCGAUACGAAUUAUGAUCUAUUAGAACAUUCAAGAGACUUCCAAAGAAGCUUUGAAUAUAUUGGGGACAUUAAUCUGUUAAAUUAAUUUAGUCAAUCGCUAAAUCCUACUCACUUUCAAACCUUAAAGAUACAUUUGAAUUAUUAGAAGCAAUUUUUGCUUACUAUGAACAAAUCUUAGGGUUAGGAUCUAAAAGAUAGGAUGAGCCUAUAUAAAGUAGCAUUAGGAAGCAAAUGA
Molecule: messenger RNA, 1194 nt
Organism: Paramecium pentaurelia
Lineage: Eukaryota; Ciliophora; Oligohymenophorea; Peniculida; Parameciidae
Source: the annotation of a GenBank genome assembly